This is a messenger RNA of Nematostella vectensis (starlet sea anemone), 4894 nucleotides long. RefSeq lists its product as uncharacterized. Bases 824 to 3556 code for a protein of 910 amino acids. The transcript has a single exon. The record is from RefSeq and is a predicted model, not a curated record. NCBI's taxonomy places the organism in Eukaryota, Metazoa, Cnidaria, Anthozoa, Actiniaria, Edwardsiidae.
ACAUAUAAUGAUCUUUUAGUGCCGUUGUCUCGCAGAAAAAAAGCCUCAAGCAAAACAUCGCAAAAAGCGCAUUCAAGGACAUUCGACGGACAUGCCUCUCUAAAUCUAUUUGCGUUUCUUGACAAAAACAAUUUGCCCUAGCCCAAAUAUUUUUCUAUUGGGGGACGAUGGUAGUAUCCGUGUGUCUGUGACAAAAAUAGAGGUUUUAAGACUAUUUGCGAAUAAUUAAUCGCUUUUAAUACACAAUCAGGUGUGUUGACGAAUACUUUUUAUCCCCUGAGAACCAGGUGCAGGCAAGUCGCGCUUUAGCAUAUUUAGCGCGACCGGCUGUCACUAGUUAAUUUAUUCCAAGGAAAAUGACAAAAAUUGUAAACAUGGCCUACGCGCAAAAAUGACUAAAUAUUGUCUUUACGCUCGCACCAGGGUUGAUUGGACUAGUUCUUAUUGUUGCCGGCUAGUACAGUGGGACGUAAUUUCUGUUAAUUCGAAAGACCUUUCUGCUCAAACUUAUGAAUAUUCGUUUUAUCGGCAGGCUUAAUUUUCUGCAUAUCCGGAGCGCUAUUACGAAUCGCACAAAUCGAGUGUCGUAUUCGAUGCCCUAAGAUUAUUCGUGAGACUGAGGCAAGCGCUAAUUUAUUCAAUUAACCUGUGAAAUUCGACAUGACGGACGAAAGGAAGCUUUAGUUUGUGUUUUCUGGUCGUCGUGCGUUGAUUAGUUCUUUUUAUCACACUCAACUGAGCGGUUAUGCAGACUUAAAACGAAUGCGUUUUUUGUUGGUGGUUAUCACGAGCGGCGAGAGCGUUAACACAGAUUUCUGCGGUUAUGUCUUCUGCGUUCAGCGACCAAGGCUACUCAAAACUACCGCCGAUUCGCAAAGACACAGCAGAGGGAGAAGUUAAUGCAUUUAACUCACAACUACGAGGGUUUAAUCGAAAAUCUCACGGUCUUGUUCGCCUGCCACCGCUUCAAUCUCAAGGGAAUUCACCUACCACCGUAGAGGAAAGGCAACCAAGAGAUGAGACCAAGCCGUUGCUAUACCAGCACCGAAACAAUAGUGCAUCAAAGUCCGGAGAACUUUCACCAAAAACAAUUCACCGACCUCUAUUCGAUAAAAGCGUGGAUACAGGUCUCAAAAGAACUGGCCUGGAAUCUCAAUUUCCCCGAAAAGAGCACGCGUCAGUUAAUUCGGACCAGACUCCGCUGCUGUUUGAGGAAAACUCAGAUGACAGCGAUCCCGACGAAAACUGGCAAACAAAAUUAAGUUCCAGUCUGGAUCAAAGAGGAGCUCAGGCUAAAAGGUCGCCUUUCUCGCAUUCGAAACUUCAUCAGAGCAAAUUCCUUGCAAAGUCGUCGCCCAAUUUGUCCUCUUAUAGAAGAAAACCAAGAAAGGCCUUGCAAGCGGUAAAGAGUAAUAACGAAAAGAGGGGUGAUAAUCGGGGCAUUGAAUCAGUGGCGCUGCAUGACAGCGACACAAGACACGAACUUCUCAAUAUCGGCGAUCUCCCUUUUUCUACAAAUCAACAGAGACCUACAAAAAAGGCCAAAGGACUCAUCGGUGAACCUAUCAAGGGUUCUCCUUCACGAGUCCGAAACCUGAACGACGAACAAUUUUAUCGCAAAGCUCGUAGUCACCCCAAUACACCGUUGAUACCAGACUUAGUAGAACACCAGAGCAGCCGGAAAUCUCUUGGGGAUAUCGAAUCUGUGGCACACGGUUUGAGAAGGAGCUCUUUUGUUCCGCCAAAGAAACAGAAUUUGUUGGCUGAUGAUAAGGGAAUGGUUGGUUUGAGAGUUGAAGGAAAACUGUGUCCUCGAAACGAGAGACGCAACUCUCGGACUCCGAACUCGCCUCGAUCAAGUGACUCUCUACAGGUGAAUGAUCCAGCGAGCCGCGCAAAGCGUCCGUCAAUUUACGACCUUCAGCAGAUUCUUUCUGAAUUGAAUAAAGAAGCCACUGCAAAAGGGAACCUUUCAAAUAAAGAAAUGUCCUUGAACGUCGCGGAGAGCGAUCGAAAAGGAUCGGUGUACGAUUUGAAGGAGUUUCUACUGAUGCCUCCUACAAAGGUACCGGAGCAAAAUCGAGAAAAAGGUAAACACACAAAAAAUGACUUUCAGAAACUUUCAGUUACAGUCCCAGAAGAGGCUGAGGAAAGACGGGGAUCUGCGUACAGUUUAAUGGAGUUCCUCUCGCUCAAUCCUGCGAAAACUAAUAACGGAUUUGAGAAUGAAAAGCAAGAGAAAGAGGAGACAUUGAAAGCGUCGGCUUCUCUAAACACAAAUUCGGGAAAUUUAGCAGUUGAUACAGAUACCAGACGAUCUUCUGUUUAUGACUUAAUGGAAUUUCUUACACUUGCUCGCGAAAACGAGGAAAUAAAACGCAGGAAAAUGCAUCCGAAAAUCCCCACGGAAACACCGGCAGACGAACCGGGUACAAACGCAGAUCCAACACGCGCACAAAAAGGCCGCAGCGAAUCUGUUUAUGACUUGAAAGAGUUUCUUACUAUGGCGAGAACUCUCCCGAAGGGGAAAGACGCCGGGAAGCAAAACGCGCAUUUAUUGUCGCCUAAAAGUCCCAAACCUUCUGGCUCACAGACGAAACGCGAGUCUAUCUAUGAUCUUAAUGAGUUCUUGGCGAUUCUUCAAAAAGAAGCUGACCGAAGGCGAGCAAACUCUAGCAUCAAUCAAGCGACUAGCGAAAACUCGACAAACGACCCGAGCAAACCUGACAUCUCGAAUGACAGUUCCGCUCCCGAACCUGUAGCGCCAAUAUUCACGUUUGAUACGUUAGAAACCGGAGCUCAUCAAAACCGUGCAAUGUCACUGUACGAUUUGAGGGACUUUCUCUGCGCCGGUCAGCCGCAAAGUCCUUUGGCGUUUCCCCUAAAUCGCAAGGCUUCCGCAAUUUCUCAAAGCUCCAUUAUGUUCAACUUAAGUGAAGACGAGAACGGUAAUGGAAGCGUCGAAGAGGUUUUCCUUGCUCUUCCAAAUUACGAGGGAAAUUCUAAUAAACGAGGAUCCGUUUACGAUUUGAAAGAAUUCCUUGGGAUCUUGAACAACAGCGAUUCCCCGCUUAGAAGAAGGCUUUCAAGUAUCUCUACCGGCUCGGAAUCAAACAGUAGUCAACCUUCACCAGUCUCAAGACAUGACUCCGAAGGAAGCAUGUCUAUGUAUAAUCUGAACGAGUUCCUAAGUCUGCAAAACGAUGACUCUGAUGCGAAAAAGACCGAGACUGAGACUUCACCCUCGCUUUCACGGCACGACUCGGGAGGGACGAGUUCUUUAUACGACCUGCAAGAAUUCCUACCUAUUCUAAACGAGAUUGCCGAUGUGCGAAGUCAAAGUGACAAAGAGGGUCCGGAGAGCGUCGAAGGAGAUGUUAUUAGAAUCCAGGUGCCGCAGCUUGGGCCUCGAGCACAGACUAACCCUGAGAGCUGGAAGCCGAUCAGGAAAAGGAUGUCCGCACCUAAAGGAUCGCUUAAUAGUGUACCAGAAACUUCUGAAGUGUCUUCCAGUCCAACUGAUGACCACAGAGCUUCGCUAGAACAUUGCCUUUAGGAGCUGUGCCCACUAAAGGAAACUUAAACAGGGAACUAACUCAAAAUUACGACAGUGACGGCAGGGAGAAUGUAACAAAAAAUGCUUUCAUGAUUAGCGCUCAAUUCUAAACUAACGAUUCACUCGUUAUUAAUGUUCCAUAAAACUUAUAGACAAGUAUAGAACUUUUUUCUUAUAUAGUGAAGAAUGAAUGUCUGUUUUUCAGCGCACACGGCGUUGCCGUCAACGCUAGACAGAGAGACUUGGAGUUUUCACGUCAUGGUUUGGAGGAAAACACCUGAAACCUAUCACACAGAUGUGCAUUUCAUGUCUGACUUUUCAUCGUUUUCUGCCGUUGCCGCCCUGCCAUAAAUCAAUUGGAAAGUGGAAAAUUAAAAGAACAAGACGUAAAAUGCCUUCUGUCUGAUACAUUUCAAGCCGUUCCAAACAACGACGCAAAAACUCGGUUUAUCGAGGGCGGCUUUUAGUGCCCUGUAAAACCUGCUGUGAGAACUAUGCCCCCUAAACAAUAUACUUAGCGCUCAAUUCUAAGACAAAUCGAAACGCUAAUCAACUCAUCCUACGGAUAUUUACUAAAAAUUUCUUUUGUUUACACAUUUUUCAUUCUCGAUGUUGUUUUUUAUUCUUUCACUUCUCAGUGUUUUUAAAAUAAAAAUUCUAUGUUUUUCAUUUCUCAGUUCUGAUUACUGAAAACAUAUCUCUCUUUUUAAGAACAAAACAAACUAAGACAGCUUUAGAAGAUAACUACUUUUUCACGCGUCAAGGAAAAAAACAUCUAACACUGGUAUCUCAUAAUAACCAGAUAACCACAUUUCAUACUCGAGAAUCCCACACUAACUUGAAAUAUUAUUUAUUUCUAAUACCUCGUACUAUGUUUAUAUUUCCCUAAGGUUUUUAGUCAUUGGGAUUCAAGAGUGGAAAUAAAAAAAUUAAAUUCUUCGCAUGACUCGAUAAGAAACUGACAUGUAGGGCCGUGCAGUCUCUAUGCUUUUAAUUUCCCGUCAUCUAAAUAAUGCACGUCCGCAAGGUCCGUGUUGAUGGGUGUCUUUAAACUAGGGAAUUUAAGUAACGGCGACGGGGAAACAGGACGGAAAAAACGUAUUAAUUUUAUCGAAAAUAGAGAUAUAUUUCAUGCAUAUAUGUGAAUAUCCGAGAAAAGAAUUAUAUUACAUAUAUUUUGUACAAGAUAACAUCUAUAUAUAUAAAUAAUUACUUAUUGGCUUAAUGGUCGAAAUGUGCACAGAGACAAAUGUAAAUAAUUAGGAGAAAAAGAAAAGCCGAUUGUAUGAUAUUCCAUAAACAUCAAAAGAUAAAUAUAAUAAAUUUGUAUAAGUUGUA